AUGCUACUCCUCCUUCGAAACCUCCUCGCAACACUUAGAGGAGAUUUUGUGGAGUCGGGAACGUUUAAAAUACGCGAACCAAACGGCAUUCAACUAUCGUCAUCUGAAGAACAAAGUGAUUCCAAUGAAACUGAUGAACACCAAUCAAUUCCACCUAGUAGAGGAGGUAAUAAUGAUGAUGAUGAUCAAGGAAUAUCGACUUCUAGAGGAAGUAAAGAUGAUGAUGAUCAAGGAAUUUCAGCUGCUGAAGGAGGUAAUCAUGAUGAGGAUGAUGACGAGGAUGAUGAUGGGAUUCAUGAUGAUAGAGAUGAUAGAGAAGGUGAAGGUCUUGAGAAAAUAACGAAGAAGAUGAAGUUCUUGAAGAAGGUAACGGUCUAG
This is a messenger RNA of Papaver somniferum (opium poppy), 378 nucleotides long. Its product is annotated as prostatic spermine-binding protein-like. The transcript has a single exon. Lineage: Eukaryota; Viridiplantae; Streptophyta; Magnoliopsida; Ranunculales; Papaveraceae. The record is from RefSeq and is a predicted model, not a curated record. The coding region runs from base 1 to 378 and encodes 125 amino acids.